CAGAGGACUAGAACAAAGACAAUAUCUUUGCAACUUCUGUUACUUCUGUGCAACGACAGGUCGGACAGAUCUAGUUAUUAAGAGAAUUCGAAAGGUAAUGAGAAUCGUUACCUUGAUAAAAAAGGCAAGUCCAGAAGGAAAAUUUGCGAGAACUCCAGGAUCUUCUGAGGAUCAGAACAAAGUCGAGGAUGACGGUAUUACGAGGAUGACUGUGCGACGACAGAUCGGUAUCUAAGAGGACCUAGAAGGUAAAAAGAAUCGUUAAAAAAAAGCAAGCCUGAGAGGAAGACCUGCGAGAAGAAUUCAAGGAUUCUCUGAGACAGAAACGAAAGUACAAGGAAAAUCUAUGGGUAUCUAUUGUAGGGAUCAGAGGAUGAUACUAUGAAAAGACCGGUCGGACGGGUCAAUAUUAACAAGACCUAGAAGAUAACGAGAACCCUCGACAAAAAAAAGAGUAAGCCAGCCCGAGAAACGCGAGAGACGAGGAAGAGCACGGGAAUGCUAAGUGAGAGCCGUGCGGCGAAUCGCGCGAACAUCCAGCGGUGCUGCUCCCUGCAGGAGACGACGCUGCAGGUGUCGCCGGAGCACCGGCGAUUCCGGCGUAUUCACGGUUUGCAGCUGCCGCUGCACCCGCAGCAGGUGAUCGGCUGGGUGCUACUGCUGGUCGUAUUUACCGGCACCUUCACCGUGUUGACGACGCCGUCGUCCUUGUCGCUGCUGCCAGAGUUGCGGCUCGGCCUCUCGCUCGCGUUCGCCGCGCUGUUCUCGCUACACGUGCUCGCUCACUUGACGGUGCUGCUGCUGGACCCGGCCGACCCGGAGGUGCGCGCACGGCCGGCCGGCGAGGUCGUGCCCGAGUUCGACCGCAGCAAGCACCGGCACGUCAUCGAGAACGGCCGAUGCCACCUGUGCAACAUCACGACCCAUGGCCGGCGCACCAAGCACUGCUCCAUCUGCAACAAGUGUGUGCCGCGCUUCGACCACCACUGCAAGUGGCUGAACAAUUGCAUCGGCGGCCGUAAUUACCCGGCCUUCUUGGCCUGCUUGCUGUCGACACUCGUGGCCGCGCUCGCGGUCUCCGGACUUGCCCUGUGUGAGCUGCUACUGGUUAAUGCGCGUGUCGUCGAGUGGGGAGCUAGAGACAGCAGCAACGACACGAUGAACAACGCCACAGCGUCGUCGUUGCCAGUGCCCGGCGCCGGCUCACUCGUCCUCGUCACCGUGAUCGGCGUUCUCUCGGCCAUCGCCGCGGUCCUACUCAUACACCUGUGCUUUUUCCACGGCUAUAUCGCCUGCCUCGGCCUCACCACCUAUGAGUACGUGCGCAGCAAGCGGGAGAAGAGCAACGGCGGCACGGCCGCUGUCACCGCCGCCACCGGCACUUCCAGGACCACGUCGUUCUCGGGACUUUGCGGCGCGCCUCACUGCACCACCGACGGCCAGGACGUCGACGUGACGGGCGCCAACCGAGGCCUCUAUCGCUUCUGCGAGAACAGCUCCAUGUUCAGGGACAGUGCCACCACGGCCACGACGGACGUGUACGUGUGCUCGACGCAUGAAGAGAGCAACGACGGGACGGCGAACGGCGCUAAAAACGCCCGUUCCCGACUGUCUGCCACAAGGAGCAGCCGGAACUUCCGGCUCUGCUUCUCGUACGACUCGCGUACCACCGAGACCUCCAUCGAAGUCUCCUCGCAGACCACGGCAGAACUGAGGAACCACGCGGAGUCACCGGACGCGAAGUCCUCCACGCCUUCGCCGGUGUCCUGCUGCUUCUCCAUCAUGAGCCCCGAGAGCGGCAGGCAGGGGAGGAACGCGGCUCGGAAGCGCCGCACCGGCGACCAUCCGGAGGCUGCGAAGCGCUCCUGCGGGACGAUGAGGAGGAUACAGACGUUUCUGCAGGCCCGCUGGAGAAAAGGCUCGUCGAGGCAGAGAUCGGUCAACUCGACGAGCGGCCGUCCUUGCAGCAACAAGGUGAUCCCGGCGGCGAACAGCCCUCUGGACGUCGCGCCCACGGCCGAAGACCGGAUCAUCACUUCGGCCCCGUUGACGAUGGAACUGACGUCACUGCCGGACCCACGUCCACCCACGAGGCUGCCCGCCUUGGAUCUUCCGCCACGCGCCGUCCACAAGAUCAGAAUACCCCCGGGUGCCGGGGACAUAUCCGUCCUGGGGCCGUUGCCGCCCGUAGCGUCGAUGCCCCCCAAGCGCAACCAAGCACUCCGCAGCCGAAGGAACACAUUCUCCAGGAAGAGGCCGCGCUUCAAGGUCGGCUCGCACAUCACGCAGACCGCUCAGCUGUCGCCGAUACCGGAGUCGGAGUUCUCCAAGCCCGCCACGCCCAGGUCGCCGGCACGGUCCGGCCACUUCGCCUUCCCGCCGUUGCGCGAGUAACGUCCCUGCCGUCGUAUCGACUCAGAUCAUGUCGGAGACUAUGUCCGAGUCGGCCCGCGUGCAGGACGUUACCACGAAGGAGGUGAGCAACGUCUGGGAGGACCUGGGCUCGCCGCGCUGCAUAGUCGCACCGAUGGUGGACGCGAGCGAACUGCCGUGGAGACUGCU
Harpegnathos saltator (Jerdon's jumping ant) is the source of this 2562-nucleotide messenger RNA. RefSeq names its product Dihydrouridine synthase 1 (gene Dus1). Gene Ontology annotation, biological process: tRNA processing; peptidyl-L-cysteine S-palmitoylation; protein targeting to membrane. The record is from RefSeq and is a predicted model, not a curated record. Gene Ontology annotation, cellular component: Golgi apparatus; endoplasmic reticulum. The transcript has 2 exons. Lineage: Eukaryota; Metazoa; Arthropoda; Insecta; Hymenoptera; Formicidae. Gene Ontology annotation, molecular function: flavin adenine dinucleotide binding; protein-cysteine S-palmitoyltransferase activity; tRNA dihydrouridine synthase activity. Bases 499 to 2394 code for a protein of 631 amino acids.